This is a messenger RNA of Mesorhabditis spiculigera, 288 nucleotides long. The record is from the annotation of a GenBank genome assembly. Lineage: Eukaryota; Metazoa; Nematoda; Chromadorea; Rhabditida; Rhabditidae.
AUGGAGGCAUCAGCCGCAAAGAAUGAUAUGAACAUGCGCUUUGCCACUAUGCUGGUUGCCACAAACCUGCUGAUCUUCGGCAAACAGCUGGUCAGUGCCGGGACGAAACUCGUCAAGUACAAGCCCCGGUCGACCUAUCUGGCCUAUUCGGUCUACGAGUUUAUGCAUUGCGCUUUGAUCAGCUGUAUCAUCAUCACCUUCAACAUGCCGUACCUCGACUUGAAACCGAGAAAAGGGCCCACAAGCUUCUCAAUGUCAUUCUCCAUGCAGAUGACCUCAACUCGGAUG